AUGGAGAUCUGCAGCUCGUGCGACGCGGCGGCCGUGGUGGCGGCGGCCUCCUCCCCCACCGCCAAGCUGGUCCUGCAGGACGGCAAGCUGCAGCAGCUCUCACGGCCCGUGAAGGCGUCGCAUGUGCUCCGGAAGGACCCGGCCUGCUUCGUCUGCAACGACGACGACAUGGAGUUCGACGACUUCGUCUCCCCCGCCCAUGCCGACGACGAUCGACAGCCCGGGCAGCUCUACUUCCUCCUCCCCGUCUCCAUGCUGCGGCGGCCGCUCCACGCGGAGGAGAUGGUCGCGCCAGUCGCGAAGGCCAGCGCGGCUCUCAUGGGCUCCGGCGGUUUCCACUUCCCCGAUGCUUCUGCCGCCAAAUCCGGUAGUAGGCUGGUGGUGGAGCCACGGCAGCGGAGGCGAAGGCCGAGCUCCAUGAGAGGAGGUGGCGAGGGACGAGAUUUCAAGCCCGGGCUUAGCGGCAUUCCGGAGUAG
Molecule: messenger RNA, 477 nt
Organism: Musa acuminata AAA Group (dessert banana)
Lineage: Eukaryota; Viridiplantae; Streptophyta; Magnoliopsida; Zingiberales; Musaceae
Exons: 1
Coding region: 1-477 (158 amino acids)
Source: RefSeq, a predicted model, not a curated record